Messenger RNA from Pocillopora meandrina, 2136 nucleotides. The record is from the annotation of a GenBank genome assembly. Lineage: Eukaryota; Metazoa; Cnidaria; Anthozoa; Scleractinia; Pocilloporidae.
CUUCUUUUUCAAAGAAAUCAGAGCGAACUGGCAUAGAGCUAGGAAGUUCUGGUAAAGUUCGAGUGAGGUAAAAUUCUCACUUUCGUGAUGUCUGCACGGCCACCAGGAGCUGUGUUACUUGGGGUACUUUUCGUGCUGGGUAAGCUUCUUGAAAUGUGAAUUCUCAACAUUGUAUGAAGUCAAGAUAUGAUUCAGGGCACGUAAGAAGAAACGGCAGCACUGCUCCCAAUUCUUUUCACGAACAAAAGCUACGAGUUUUCAUCAGUGAAGAAUGCACGUAUAGAUAUGUUUGGGAAAGGCGAAGAAAAGCGUUGUAAAACAGAAAAGCUGCCAACUAAUUUUUUUUCAUGAAAGCUACUAGAUUUUUGGAUGCCCCUGUUUGCUCCUAAAAGUCAUGCAGUAUUUGCUUGAAUAUUACGAAAGGAAUCUUAUCUAAUGGAACCCCGAGUAAGAUUUGAGAAAAAGAUCUUGGCAGCCUUACACAUCAUAGCUCUUUUUGUUUGUCUGUUACUCAAGUCCGCUCAUCAUAUACCUUGCGCAUCAAUGUUUAAUGCUAUCAUUCUUUUUCAGGAGUACUGCCCAAAGUUGAAGGUAAUCUAAUGGCGUUUUAAGUAUCUGGCUGAUCCAUGAAAAUAUUUACUGUCGUACGACACACGUUGAGCACCACCUUCUUACUUGAAACACAAUAAAUGAAGUGAACACUCAACUCUGCCAGAUGUCCUUAAAGAGAUGCUGCGUUCAGUGCCUUACUUACAUACCAAACAGCCAAAAAAAUAAAAAAAUAAAAGAUCUGAGAUAUAAAUUGAUAAAUUCAGCUUCUUACUUGAGGGGAACGACGGCCUGCGAUCUCACGAGACACGUUUGUGUUAUGCCAGGCCACACAGUGGCAACCAUAACAUUUGGCUUUAGUAUAAGAUAGCAGGCAGUGAAAAGUCACAUCUUUAGUUCGAUACUGAGUACCUUCUGAGGAUUAUAAAAGCAAAUCAGGUAGGUCUAAAUUUGAAUCAGCUUCAAACAAACCGAUUUUGUUUGAAGCUGAUUGACAAUAGGUAUUACUCUUUGUUUUCCUUCUAUAAAGGCUCUUACGAACAGGAAGCCUUAGAAGCACAUAACAAUUAUCGCAGGAUCCAUGACGCCCCACCAAUGAGGCUGGACUCUAAUAUGAACCAGCAGGCAGCAGCCUAUGCCCAGCGGUUAGCACGCAUGGGUACACUGCAGCACUCGAGUUCUAGUGAGAGACCAGGCCAGGGUGAGAAUCUCGCCAUGGCUUGUGGGUCUGGAGGCCUGUCCGCGAAAAGAGCUGUUGAUAUGUGGUGAGUACUAAAAAAGUACUGAAGAACAUUUCACUCACAACUUGUUUCAAGGGAAAACAAUGCCUUUGUUGCUCUUGCUGUUUUUAAUAACUGAGCAAUCCCAUGUCAGGUAUCAAUUUUAUCAGUGUAAAAAAAAGUGCUGUCACGGUUAACAUAACACUUGAUUUGACGUGUGAGUCAUAUACUAGCGAUUCCUCGAGCAAGUUCUACAAUUUCACUGCUAAAGUUCAGUUCAUUCCGAACGUCCCUCUUUCUUAAGCUUCUAACCUUUCCUACUCGUUUCUUUCUUUCCUCUUUCUACCAAAGGUAUAAAGAAGUUUGCCAAUACAACUUUAACAAUCCUGGAUUUGGAUAUGGCACAGGGCACUUCACGCAGGUAGUUUGGCGAAAAAGCGUAAAAUUAGGAAUGGGCUCCGCCACGUCCGGAAGAUGCACCUAUGUUGUAGGCCGAUACAGCCCUGCGGGGAAUAUGAUGAGGGACUUCAGGGACAAUGUUGCAAAGGGAAGUUUUGAAAAGAGUAGUUAUUGUAACGGGGGUGGUGGAGGCGGCGGAGUUGGCGGCGGCGGCGGCGGCGGUGGUGGUGGUGGUGGCGGUGGCGGCGGCGGCGGUGGUGGUGGUGGGUGGCGUCCAGGGGGAGGUGGAGGUGGAGGAGGGUGGAGACCUGUUGGAGGCGGGGGUGGCGGUGGAGGUGGCUGGAGACCUGUCGGUGGAGGUGGAGGAGGAGGAGGAGGAGGAGGAGGAGGCUGGAAACCUGUGGGCGGAGGAGGAGGAGGAGGAGGCUGGAAACCAGUUGGGAACGGAUGGGGCCGGAGGCGCCGCUGA